Centrocercus urophasianus (Greater sage-grouse) is the source of this 2739-nucleotide messenger RNA. RefSeq names its product RAB9A, member RAS oncogene family (gene RAB9A). The record is from RefSeq and is a predicted model, not a curated record. Gene Ontology annotation, cellular component: phagocytic vesicle; lysosome; late endosome. The transcript is spliced from 3 exons. Bases 218 to 823 code for a protein of 201 amino acids. Gene Ontology annotation, biological process: Rab protein signal transduction; retrograde transport, endosome to Golgi. NCBI's taxonomy places the organism in Eukaryota, Metazoa, Chordata, Aves, Galliformes, Phasianidae. Gene Ontology annotation, molecular function: GTP binding; GTPase activity.
CUCACGUGACCUGCCCGCCCCCCGCCUCUCCGCCAUGUUGUUUCUCCCUUCCCUCGGCGCCCGGUGGCGGCUUCUAUUCGCGGGCAGAUGCUGAACGAUGAUUUAAACUGAACGGCUAAGGUAAGAAAUCUUCGGGAACAUCAUAUCAGAUACUGACUCUUCCAAAAGCAUUGCCAAAGAUGUGUGUGGGAAACAAGGAAGAUCUAUUCUCUUAACAAUGGCAGCAAAAUCAUCACUCCUCAAAGUAAUACUACUAGGAGAUGGUGGAGUUGGGAAGAGUUCCCUUAUGAACAGAUAUGUCACCAACAAGUUUGAUGCACAGCUUUUUCAUACGAUUGGUGUGGAAUUCUUAAACAAAGAUUUGGAAGUGGAUGGACACUUUGUCACUCUGCAGAUCUGGGACACAGCAGGUCAGGAACGUUUUAGGAGCCUGCGGACUCCUUUCUACAGAGGUUCUGACUGUUGCUUGCUUACCUUCAGCGUGGAUGACUCUCAAAGCUUCCAAAACUUAAGCAACUGGAAGAAAGAGUUCAUUUAUUACGCAGAUGUCAAGGAGCCCGAAAGCUUUCCAUUUGUGAUAUUGGGUAACAAAGUUGAUAUAAGUGAGAGGCAGGUGUCUACGGAAGAAGCCCAAGACUGGUGCAGGAAUAACGGCAAUCAUCCCUAUUUUGAAACCAGUGCAAAAGAUGCCACUAAUGUUGCAGCAGCCUUUGAAGAAGCUGUUAGAAGAGUUCUAGCCUCUGAAGAUAGAUCGGAUCAUUUUAUUCAAACGGAUACAGUAAACCUCCAUCGGAAACCGAAACCUAGUUCAUCUUGUUGUUGACUUAACCUUUUUCUUUUUUGCCAAACUACUUUCAACUAGCUUACUCUGUAAGAGGAUGGGAAAGAUGUAGAUAAAAUAACAAAUGGGUUCUGCUCUAAUACUGAAGUUGUGAUACUCUGCUGCUUUCCUGGAGGAGCAAAACAGAUUUCCAUUCACGAGUGACCCAUUAUUGAAUUAGUGACACUUCCUAUCAGGAAGGUGUCAAGUAAAAAUCUUAAUAUAAGAAUGUAAUUUGCCAACUCUAAAUGAGAAAUACUUUGAAUAUAAUUAAAACUUGAAGUUCUGGAAGCACUACUAUGUGGAAACUGUUCUGGAAUUCAGAUACAAAGAAACUUUUAUAUGUAUAUAUAUAUUUUUAUGAAAUUAGCAUUCCAUUUUGUUUCACUAGAACUCAGUUUCUUAACAAUGCUAGAUAUUAAACUUUAGUCUCGCUGCAUUCCUUUGGAUGUGUGUGGAACUUCAUCUCUAAUGCAUUUACUACAAGUUAACAUAAAUUACCUUCAAGUUUUCUGUAAUUGCUAUAAUUUGUGUAGGUUUUUAAGUAGGAAAUAAAUUUCCUACCUAUUUAAUGUUCAUCUUCCUUUUGUUUACUAUUCUAAUGCCAUAUGAAUUUUUCCAGCAGUUCAAUGCAAAAUGUGAUUUAUUUUUUUAAUGUCUUCCCCUUAUGUCCCAUUCUGGCAUGUUUCUGAUCAAUAGGGUAAAAAAAAAAAAAUCUGGAUAAACAAAGUAUUUUUCAUAACUGAAAAUGGAUACAUGUACUUUAUUUGGUCAGCUUUAGUAACUCUUGGUAAUUUACCAUUAUGUGGAUCUCCUCAAGAAAGCUUUUAGUAUACAGCCUUAAAGUUCUGACCUUAUUGUUCUUGUUCACCUGAGCUAUGAAUGUGUUUGUGAUCUCUGUACUGUGAAACUAAGGAUUUGCAAUACAUAGGGAACUCAGGAAGCUCUUGACUUAGCAGGUAGUGACAGCUUUCCAGUCUAGUACAAGUAGGUACCUAUAACUAAUGUUUGAGCCAAAUUUGAUGCUUAUUUAAUAUGCCAUCGUAGGGUAGAGACUUAAACUUUGGGAUUACUGAACUCAUUAACUGACAGUGAGCAGAAACAAGUUCCAUGUUCAAUUGAUCAUCUUUCUACAGUGUUGCAGAUGAAGCCACAGGAUGUGCAUUUGAAGCUCUCCACUGCUGUCCCAUGGUAGAAUACUUGUAUGAGAAGUUCUUGAAAGCUGUCUCUCAAGAGUGCUCAAUAUCCUUUUAAUAACAAACCUGAUAAUGCACUAUUGCUUCAAUGUGUAACCUGACUACAAGCAUGCCUGUUAGCGUACACAUUGUAGAGCUCAGAAGGAAAUCAGAGGCCUAUAGGACAGGCCGUGUUUCUCACUAAAUUAUGCAGACUCUGCUUUCUGUACUGCAACCUUUUUGUUGUAAUAGAGAAGCUUUUCUAGAUAGUACAGUAACAGCAGGAGUCUUAACGUGUUUGCUUUGUACCAGAUGUUAUUUAGAAGUAAAGCUUGCAAAACAAACUUCUUGUUGCUCUUAUAUGCUUUCCUCAACGUUUUCUAUGCUCAUUUGAACCUGUUCAUAACCAUGUUUACUCCACAGAUCUGCUGCUCCUGCUGCAAGGUGAUAUUUUGACAAAUUUUGCAUUCAAAGUCCUGUACAUACAGUGACAGAGUUGUGUUUUAAGUUUCAGUCACUGAACUGCUAAAUACAGGCUGACCUGCUGCUUGUGUGAUAUUCAGAUUUAUAGUGAGUGAAGGAAAGAUGUGAGGAAAGAAAGAAGGUAAGCUAGAUUGAACCUUAAUUUCCUUGAACCUUAACUUUUGCAGAAGUGAGACUAAAAUAAAAUAGAUGAAAUUACCUCUUGAGUAUUAUAAUUAAAACUUUAAUAAUAAAAUCUAUAAAAGGACAUAAGGAUGAAAA